AUGUAAUCAUCUAAUCCCUAGAUAAUAUACGCAGUGGUUGUAAGAGGCUAAAAUGUUGUUUUAUCAGAGUAUUCAAUAGCUAAAGGAAACUAUAUAGGAUUUGCGAAAACUAUUAUUUCUAAAGUAAGGUUUUAAUUUAAUCUAUAGGUUAAUUAAUAAAAUGCUAAAAAAUCAUUCAAUUAUGAAUAAUAUGAAUUUCAUAUUUUAGUAGAAGAUGGAUUUUCUUUUAUGAUAAUGGCAGAAAAAGGAUUAAAGAUGAGAAUUGCAUUUGCUUGUUUAGAGGAUAUGAAAUAAAAAUUCUUUUAAAUGUUUUAACCAUAAUAAAGAGAUUAAGCUAUCUCUUAUGGAUUAAAUUCCUAAUUUUCUAUUGUAAAAAUAUUUCAUUAUCUAUAAAAGGAAUAAAAAAAUAAAAUUGAAUAUUAUAAUUCUCCAUAAGCAGAUAAAUUAAGAUUGGUUUCUGAUAACAUACAGUAAACCAAAGAAGUUAUGAUGGAAAAUUUAGACAAAUUAUUAGAAAGAGGAGAGAAAAUUGAUAUUCUUGUGGAAAAAACAAAUGUUAUGGUUGAGUAAAAAAAAUUAAUAGCUUUAGUAUUUCAACAGACAUGAGAGGAAAUGCAACAACUUUGAAAAGAUAAAUGUGGUGGAGAAACAAAAAAAUGACAAUCAUUCUUGUAUUGGUAGGAUUACUAGCUAUAUAUAUAAUUAUGGUUAUUGCUUGUGGAGGAUUUGCUAUGCAUAGAUGCUUUGGUAGUAGCGAUUGA
Messenger RNA from Paramecium pentaurelia, 761 nucleotides. The record is from the annotation of a GenBank genome assembly. NCBI's taxonomy places the organism in Eukaryota, Ciliophora, Oligohymenophorea, Peniculida, Parameciidae.